GCUCCAGGUGAGGGCCUGGUCACUCUUCCUGCCACCUCAACUCCAGGUGCCGGAGCCAUCCACCCGCAUCCGCCCUCGCCAUGACUUCCUUCAGCCUCCGCCAGUCCUCAUCCACCUCCACCUUCGGGGGUCCCAGCCUGUACUUUGGGGCGCCUAGCAUCCAUGGGGGCUCUGGUGGCCGUGGCGUGUCCGUGUCCUCUGCCCGCUUCGUGUCCUCGAGCUCCUUCGGGGGCUUCAGCAGCGGCGGCCGCGCCCUGGUCAGCUCCGACGGGCUGCUGUCGGGCAACGAGAAGGUGACCAUGCAGAACCUCAACGACCGCCUGGCCUCCUACCUGGACAAGGUGCGCGCCCUGGAGAAGGCCAACGGCGAGCUGGAGGUGAAGAUCCGCGAGUGGUACCAGAAGACGGGCCCCGGGCCCCGCGACUACAGCCACUACUUCAAGACCAUCGAGGAGCUGCGCGGCCAGAUUCUCGGUGCUACCAUAGAGAACUCCAAAGUGAUCCUGCAGAUUGACAAUGCCCGUCUGGCUGCUGAUGACUUCCGCACCAAGUUUGAGACGGAGCAGGCCCUGCGUAUGAGUGUGGAGGCCGACAUCAACGGCCUGCGCCGGGUGCUGGACGAGCUGACCCUGGGCAAGAGUGAUCUGGAGAUGCAGAUCGAGGGCCUGAAGGAGGAGCUGGCCUACCUGAAGAAGAACCACGAGGAGGAGCUCAGUGUCCUGCGGGGCCAGGUGGGUGGCCAGGUCAGUGUGGAGGUGGAUUCUGCUCCAGGCGUCGACCUUGGCAAGAUCCUGAGUGAGAUGAGAAGCCAGUACGAGGCCCUGUCCGAGAAGUACCGUAAAGAGGCCGAGGCCCAAUUCGUCACUCGGACGGAACAGCUGCACGUAGAGAUGGCGGGCCACACGGAGCAGCUACAGGUCAGCAGGACAGAGAUCACAGAUCUGCGGAGCACACUCCAGAGCCUGGAGAUUGAACUGCAGUCCCAGCUGAGCAUGAAAGCCGCCCUGGAGAACACACUGGCCGAAACUGAGGCCCGCUAUGGGGCCCAGCUGACGCAGAUCCAGAUGCUGAUCAGCGCCAUAGAGGCCCAGCUGGGUGAUGUGCGCACAGAGAUGGAGCGGCAGAACCUGGACUACCAGCAGCUCAUGGACGCCAAGUCGCGGCUGGAGCAGGAGAUCGCCACCUACCGCAGCCUACUGGAUGGCCAGGACAGCCUCUACAACAGCGUCUCUGGCGUGGUCAAGGCCUUCUGAGCCCUCCCACCACCCCAGGGCUGACCACUCUCCUGGGGAGGGUCAUGGGAGGGGAGAGACAUUUCCCCCCUCCUCUCCCUCUUCCCGCUUCCCCCAACUGCCAAUAAA
This is a messenger RNA of Sorex fumeus (smoky shrew), 1361 nucleotides long. RefSeq names its product keratin 19 (gene KRT19). Lineage: Eukaryota; Metazoa; Chordata; Mammalia; Eulipotyphla; Soricidae. Gene Ontology annotation, molecular function: structural molecule activity. The coding region runs from base 81 to 1253 and encodes 390 amino acids. The record is from RefSeq and is a predicted model, not a curated record. The transcript is spliced from 6 exons.